Molecule: messenger RNA, 1634 nt
Organism: Anopheles merus
Lineage: Eukaryota; Metazoa; Arthropoda; Insecta; Diptera; Culicidae
Exons: 4
Coding region: 143-421 (92 amino acids)
Source: RefSeq, a predicted model, not a curated record
GCUAGCUGCGCUGGUUAUUAAACCCUCACCAGUAUCAGUCCUAUCAGUCUUGAGUUAUCUCGCACCACGAACAGUUGGCUAUCCCGCAGCAGCUGCCUACUGAGUAUUCUACCAACCUCAACAAAAACCAAAUCAACCGAAGAUGUUCAAGUCGCACCUGGAAAUGAUCGGAAGCUACGAGCCCAUCAGCAAGAAGGCUCGCUUCUUCAACACCUACCUUAAGUCGCUCAAGGGCUCCCAGGACAUCAUGGCCAAGGAGAAGCGCAGCUACAGCUCGUCCUUCGAAUCGCAGAGCAUCUACAGUGACUCGAAAUUCGCCUGCGAAAGAGUCAAGUCGCCCGGCUACCACUACAACCCGGUCAGCAAGGACACCUAUGGCGUUACGCCGAGAAAGAUCAAUGCACGCGACUUCACCCGCUAAACAUCGUGUAGCAAUAAUAUCUUUUUGUCUUAAUGUGUCCCUAAGUUCUUGAACACCACAGAAGAAGAGAAAAAACAACACUUACCCUACACAUACACACACAUACACAUCUACCACUGUAAUGAUAUAGAUUUUAGCCUUCGAAAUGACAGAGAAAAGACAACUCAUAAGGCAGUAACACUACAGACAUGCAACACCGGUACAGACAUCGCCAAAAGGAAAAAGGAAAACGCGAAAUCGCUAGAUGAUAAUUAGUGAGCAUGCAGGGUUUUGUAGGCAGCUCCUCUUGAGUCAACACAGCAGGCGGGCCAGCUCCUAUUUCCUGCCGCGCCGGACAUGACGCAAAACGUGACCCAGGCCCGUUAAAGUGCAGGCCACGGAAGGGAGAGCGUGAUGGUCCACAUAGGCACACAAACAAACACAACCUCUUCGGCGAUAACAGUCGGUGCUGUGACGGUGGUGCGAUUCUAUUUAUGUUUCUCGAGAAAGUUGCAGAAUUACGACGGGAGAGAAAACAAAGAAACGGCUCACAUACACAUACACAUACAUGCACACAAACUCUAACGCACUUGGACGGACGAACGGCAAAACACACUUCUUACGAACGCGAUCAACUCAAGUGUAUAUUGCAAGAACAUUGGUUUAGAGAUGAAAUUUCGACGAUGACAACUGCACGGACUAACUAUUUGCUUGCGAAACAACAGCAACGCCAAUGAUAACCAGCCGAGAGCGACGGUUUCCUCUCGAUCGAACACCACCGUCGAUCCCGAUCGAUCAUCUGAACAUGCGAUGCACCGAAACUCCACCGACAGCGACGAGCUUCGGGGCAAUUUUCCGAGCCACUGAAAAUGGAUGCGCACCGUACGAUCAUGUGUGGAGUGUGGACGAGGCCGGCAGGAGAUCAACCCGAAAACGUGGCCAGCUAAAGAGAUAACUGACAGAGACAGAAACCAGUGCCGACGAACCAGAGCGGAGCGCUACUAUCACCGAAACUGAUUGAUUCAUUCGACCAGCGGACGGAUGCUGGGUAAUGUUUGCGCGAGACAACCCUCCCCGCUAGGCAACACCCCACAACAAGACACUAUAUUUUUCUUUUCAUUUACCAUUAUGUGUAAAAUAUUUUUCUUUUAUUCGUAAAGUCAAGGCUGUAUAAGUUAUGAGAGCGAAAUGAAUGAAACAAACCAAAAAAAAGUAAUAAAAUUCUCGAAACGAA